Messenger RNA from Cannabis sativa, 1497 nucleotides. RefSeq lists its product as uncharacterized. Bases 892 to 1497 code for a protein of 201 amino acids. Gene Ontology annotation, molecular function: cysteine-type peptidase activity. Lineage: Eukaryota; Viridiplantae; Streptophyta; Magnoliopsida; Rosales; Cannabaceae. The record is from RefSeq and is a predicted model, not a curated record. Gene Ontology annotation, biological process: proteolysis. The transcript is spliced from 4 exons.
UUGGAACUUUUUUUUAUGUCUUUAUUUUUUAUUGUUUUUGUUUUGUGAUAUUUGUUACAUUGUGGAAUUAUCGUAUGCUUACCGUAUUUUUUUGAUAUAUAUUUUUUCAGGCCACUGGUUCAGAACCUCAGCCCAGUGCACCAUCUUCAUCAGGCGUUUGGGGUGCCGAGUACACUGAUUUAGUGGCUCGGUUGGAUAGGAUCGAGGCUGACACUCAGGGUCUGUAUGCUGCUCAUGUCGAGCUGAAGAAGGCAUACGAGACCAGCCAUGUAGAGCUGAAGGGUGGUCAGAACGUAAUUAUGGAGCAGCUCAGACACAUAUUGGCCAUGUUGAAUCGUCCGCCAACGACGGCUUCAGCACCGGAGGCCCCAGCAGAUCCAUCUACCCCACCACCAGCUGCUUCACCCCCAGUAGAAGAGGAUGAGGUCUUCCCCGACGAUUACGACCCUUAUGAGGGAGCUCCAGAGACUCCGAUCGAGGCACAACCUCUUAUCCAUGUACAUGACACCGAGUCGCAGGGUGAGAUUCUGUCCAUAGAGGCACAACCUGCAGUGGUUAAGAGUCGGAAGAGGAAGAGAAAGCCUCCUGUAUGGUUCGGUGACUAUACGGAGAUGAAGAGGAGACAUAGGCCAUCUUCGACUUUUGAUCCCCUGGAGCCACUGGAUGAGAAAUUGUUAACCACUUUCCGAAAGUGGUGUGUUGGACUCAUUCCGAACCACCGACUUCGGGAUUUGAGAAGUGGUGAUUACGGUCCAGGAUUCUUUUGGAUAAUGCUCACACCAAAGGAAUGGCUUACAGAUGACGUAAGUAAAGUAUUUUAUAAUAUUACUUCACUUUACAACUUUAUGUGCAAUUAAUAUAUUUUUUUGUCUAACUGACAUUUCCCUUUAUAUGCAACAUAUAGAUGCAGCAAUGCAUAUGCUGAGGAGGCGACACACCGACUAUCCACUGACAUUUUCUCAGAAGGGUAUCAUUCUCUCCACAUUCGUGACCGCCAUGAUGAGCAGUGCAUGGACGAGCCACAAGGGUCCGAGGAAAAACUUUAGAUGGGAGGAUUAUAUCCUGGACUACUGCAGAGGGGCUCAUAAGUCCCAAGUCUUUGAGAGAUGGAGGGGUAACGAGUUUAUUUACUUCGUUCUGAACCUUCCCGAGGCAAGGCACUGGGUCACAGUUGAAGUCGACAUAGAGCUGUGGAAAAUUAAUGUCUACGACUGUGAUUCCAGCGUCUGUCAUUGGACCGCCUUGGAACCCAUCCUGAAGGUUUGGGCAGAACUGCUGCCCUCGCUAAUCCUUGCAACCGGGGAAUUUCCACAUAACAACCAGAUCAUGGCGUUAGCUAACUGUGACAUCACGGUGCUUCCAAAAAUGCACGCGACUCGAGCCACUCACGACUUAGUUCCGAAGUCAGCAACCAGUGGUGAUUGUGGCGUCUAUUGCAUUGAGUAUGUGGAGCAUCUCAUGAUGCAGCGUGGAUUGACCGAUGGAAUCUACUUUUGA